Molecule: messenger RNA, 264 nt
Organism: Pipistrellus nathusii (Nathusius's pipistrelle)
Lineage: Eukaryota; Metazoa; Chordata; Mammalia; Chiroptera; Vespertilionidae
Source: the annotation of a GenBank genome assembly
AUGCCGGGAUUGAGGAGAUACGAGGUGGCGCUGGAGGCGGAGGAGGAGAUCUACUGGGGCUGCUUCUACUUUUUCCCGUGGCUGCGCAUGUGGCGGAGGGAGCGGAGCUCUGCACACCCCCGGGAGCCGAAGCUGGAGCCUCUGCGGGGCCUGAUGAGCUGCCUGUCGAGCGGCCUGGGCCCUGUCCCCCAGCGCUCCGGUCUCGCCCUCCCCCGCCGCACGCCCGCCGCCACUGCCCAGCCCGCCAGUGCAUUAAAGGUUUAA